This is a messenger RNA of Harpia harpyja (harpy eagle), 1737 nucleotides long. RefSeq names its product RCC1 like (gene RCC1L). The record is from RefSeq and is a predicted model, not a curated record. NCBI's taxonomy places the organism in Eukaryota, Metazoa, Chordata, Aves, Accipitriformes, Accipitridae.
GCGGGGUCGCGGGUGAGAGGUCGGCAAGAUGGCGGCGGCGGAGGCCUGAGGGGCGCGGGGAGGCGGCGGCGAUGUGGUGGGCGUUGAGGGGAGUGCGGCGGCCGCCGCCGGCCCUCCGCAGGGGCCUGGCCAAACCGGCGGGCCCGCGGAGCAUCCGCCAGCUGAGGGAGGCCGAGGAGGCCGCCCCGAUCUUCCAGUACGCGGGGAAGGCGGCCAAGCGGAAGGACCGCGUCUUCGUGUGGGGCUUCUGCUACUCGGGCGCCCUGGGCGUCCCCAGCUUCGUGAAGCCGGACGUGGGCUGGAAGAAGCCGCGGCGGAUCCAACCCACGCCCUACCGGCUGGAAACGGAGGAGAAGAUAUCCUCUGCUGCCUGCGGUUAUGGAUUCACACUGCUGUCCUCUAAGACUGCAGACAUCACCAAAGUGUGGGGCAUGGGGCUGAACAAGGAUUCCCAGCUUGGAUUCCAGAGAAGCAUAAGAGAUCGAACUAAGGGCUAUGAAUAUGUCUUGGAACCAUCUCCAAUUCCAUUACCACUGGAGAAGCCACAGGAGACUCGAGUCUUGCAGGUGUCCUGUGGGAGAGCCCAUUCCCUGAUCCUGACAGACAGUGAAGGAGUUUUCACAAUGGGGAACAAUUCUUAUGGGCAGUGUGGCCGGAAGGUUGUUGAAGAUGAAACUUACAGUGAAAGCCAUCUAAUUCAUCAGCUGAAGGAGUUUGACAGCAGAGUUGUCCAGGUUGUGUGUGGGCAGGACCACAGUCUGUUUAGAACCAAGAAAGGUGCGGUCUAUGCAUGUGGAUGGGGAGCUGAUGGACAAACAGGUCUUGGACACUACAACAUCACCAGUGUUCCUACUAAGCUACGUGGUGACAUUGCUGGCGUAAACAUUAUCCAGGUCUCUUCCUAUGGGGACUGUUGUCUGGCUGUUUCAGAUGAAGGAGACGUCUUUGGUUGGGGAAAUUCAGAAUACUUGCAGUUGGCGUCUGUCACAGAAACCACACAGGUGAAUGUUCCCAGACAUUUGCCAUUCAAGAUUGGAAAGAUAAAGGAGGCUGCGUGUGGAGGGACUGCCAAUAUUGUGCUAACGGAAGAAGGAAAUGUUUUCGUCUGGGGAUAUGGAAUUCUUGGGAAAGGACCAAACCUAAUAGAGACAGCAGUGCCAGAGAUGAUCCCACCCAGUCUUUUUGGCUGGUCAGACUUCAAUCUGGACAUCCGUGUUGCUCACGUUCGCUGUGGACUCAGCCAGUUUGCGGCACUUACAAACAGAGGAGAACUGUUUGUAUGGGGCAAGAAUCUAAGAGGGUGCCUGGGAACUGGAAGAAUGGAAGACCAGUAUUUCCCAUGGAGGGUGACUGUACCCGGCGAGGUGGUGGAUGUUGCGUGUGGAGUUGAUCAUAUGCAUCAUACUGCAAAUGUUGACAUGCAGGUGAAAAAGGUGGACGUUCGUAGGCCCAGCUGCCUUCUGCAUGAUCGAGAGGUUGUGUGCAGGCUGUGCAGCAUCAGUGACAAUGAAUGGGAGAUAGACAGGAGCAUCUCUGAGAUGCAGCAUCUUGGAGAGUCCCCGGCUGCAGUAGAGAAGCAGGCAGUGUCUUCCAGCCACGUUCUUCAGCUCCUCCUUGCUGAGAAGCGUGUGGCAAUGGCACUGUGCAGCUGCAUUGCUUACCAAGACUCAGACACCACCCAGCAGCAACUGCCCUAGAACAGUCUGCGAGGGGAUGACAUUUCUCCCCUGCCCCUGU